ACUGACAACCGGGUUAAACCCAGGUACAAUGUAACUGCUCUCUAGGGAGUGGGACAAGAGUAUGAACGAAUCGAUACAUCAGUUUCGGAAAGUUUUAAAAAUAGAAAAUGAUUCAAGGAACCUGUACAUAGAUAUCCCGGAUCGUAAACUAGCAUAAAGGGUUGUCUCGUGCUGAUCACAGCAGAGAAAGAUCCAUGCGCGGAAUUCGUACGGUUUAGACAACUUGUAUUCUCAGUUCAAAUAUUUUUUGGAAGACGAUCUUACCGCAAGCUUUAUUGUGCAAUUAUCUGAAUUGUGUUAAGAAAACGAGUGUGACAGAGACGGUGAAACCAAAUGGCACCCCACAAUGAAAUUAUCUUUGAGCCUGACCUAAGUGUGUACAUCACUGGGAGCGUACUGAGGGGUCGAGUGUGUCUGCACACGGAUGAGAAAAUCAACACAAAAGGUAUUCAGAUAAACUUCAGAGGUGAAUGUAUAGCUAGGUGGGCAGAGGGCAAUAUUGUCUACAGAUCUGAACAAAUUUACCUUGAUCGGACCAUCGUGCUUCUAGACACAGAAAACGACGUGAAGGAGCUAUCCAUUGGCAAGCACGAGUUCCCAUUUCAGGUGGAACUAGAGGAUGACCUCCCCUCCACCUUCAGCAUCCCAUCCUUCUCCCUCCUGUCUGCCCACGCCAACAAAGAUGGCCGUGUUUUCUACUCCGCCACGUGCACGGUCGUCAGGUCAUGGUCGUCAAAUAUCGUGUUUAAACGAGAGUUUCGCGUGUUUCGGCAUUUAGACCUCAACAAGUUGACUGGAGGCAGGCAACCUGUCCAAGUGUCGCAUGAAAAAAACGUCUGCUGCCUGUGUUGUAUGUCCGGCCCCAUCCAUGUUGACUUUACAGUGGACAAACAGCUGUACGUGCCAGGUGAGGACAUCCGCUUGUCUGCUGAGGUGGUCAAUGGCUCCAACAGGAAAAUCAAAAAAUGUUCCUUUAACCUGAUAAAAAUAACAACCUUCCACGGCAAGCACAAUGCCACCGCGACUAUCGUGGAAAUCGUGGCGUCCAUAGAGAAACCUGGCAUCAUGGCUCGCAAGAGAGACAGCUGGUCUAAUGUACUGAUCAAAGUUCCGCAACUCUUUCCAUCGUACCUUCAAGGGUGCUCUGUCAUUGAUCUGAAUUACAUAGUAGAGCUGCACGUGAAGAUCGCAGGACCGACCACGAUGUUGAAGCCGGCAGUUGGAGUUGUGAUCGGGUCAAUACCCUUGGCUGGCACUGUACAGUAAGACGCCAGACAGUACAGAUGAAUGGAUCUCUUCCAGAACCUCAGCCAUUGCACAUAGUUCAAUGCAGUAAUUCGUUGUUUGGAGAACAGAUCAACUGAGGUUUUUUUUACACACACAUCAGGGAUAAUCACUCCUAUAUCCAACUAGUUUUUUCCCUUGUGUGUUCUCCAGCAACCGCUUCAUGGCUUGUUCAUGCUUGUUUGUGUCGCAUGAUUUAUAUCUUUAGGUAGUGGUCAACAUGGGCAUACCAUUGUGUUAGUGUGAAUAUAAAAUGUGUGAAUAUUUUAUGUUGUUUAUGUCUUAAUCAUAAAUAUUUACUCUUU
Physella acuta is the source of this 1589-nucleotide messenger RNA. Its product is annotated as arrestin domain-containing protein 3-like. Gene Ontology annotation, cellular component: cytoplasm. Gene Ontology annotation, biological process: protein transport. The record is from RefSeq and is a predicted model, not a curated record. Lineage: Eukaryota; Metazoa; Mollusca; Gastropoda; Physidae.